Dichotomopilus funicola is the source of this 723-nucleotide messenger RNA. RefSeq names its product kinase-like domain-containing protein. The coding region runs from base 1 to 723 and encodes 240 amino acids. The record is from RefSeq and is a predicted model, not a curated record. Lineage: Eukaryota; Fungi; Ascomycota; Sordariomycetes; Sordariales; Chaetomiaceae. The transcript is spliced from 2 exons.
AUGGCGACGAGGGAGAGGGGCCUCGAGGAUGGAUGCCUUGCGGUGACAUUUGAGAGGAAAUACUACCACCGGGGAGGUGCUUUCAUCAAGAGGAAUCUACGACCGAGGGAAUAUCGAAUCGGCUAUCGGGGUCUCCACAUACCCCGACUUGGGAAGGAACGACUUAUAAACGAAGCAGAGGCACUUCGCUACAUCCGCCAGAACACCGAUAUUCCAGUCCCAGAAGUGUACUGUGACUUCGAGGACGACCAAGCGUACUAUGUGAUUACAGAGUACAUCGAGGGUGAAGACAUGGCAUCACUCUCCGUUGAGCAGAAGGCUAUUGUGGCGAGGGAGCUCUCAGUCCACCUAGCGAAGCUCCAGACGCUUCGGUCUAACCGGAUGGGUGGGCCAUCGGGCAUUGUUAUCCCCCCAUACCGCGUCAUGAGACGAACAGCAAUAGAUUACUGGCGGCUCCAAGUCUCCAACUCCGUCGAUGAGUACGUCUUCUGCCACAACGACCUAUCCCAACACAACGUCAUUGUCGACCCCGACACACUCAAGAUCAAGGCAAUCAUCGACUGGGAAUACGCCGGAUUCUACCCAGCCUAUUUUGAAAUGCCAUUCUACACAAGACCCGGCCCUUCGAUUGCCAUCGACGGCGAGGUAGAUGACUCGGAAAGGUUGCUGGAUUUCCUCAUGUCGAAAACCGACAGGGCUGCCUGGAUGUCUCCUGGGUGGUGA